AAAUUUCAAACAAGGAAUGGCGCGGCUACAAAACGAGCGAACGGCGGCGCGAUAAGUAAUUUUAUCAAAACAUAGGAACCAGAAGCAAUGUUUACCAAGACCGUGUACGCUGAUGAACCAUGAACGUUCAACCAUGUACCAGGACCUUUAUACACACAACAACAUAGACAGGGGAGAAAAAGAAUGUGAGAUACAAAUGAAUUAUUUUACUAUGUAAUUACAGUGGACAGACUAAUGUAACAAUGGACUAGAGUGGGUGUGGAAGAAGAGACAGUUAAUUGAUGCAUAGGUCAUGGCCCAUUACAACUGAGUAUACGUACUUACUAAGUGUCUGGCCAUGAUUAAAGGAGUAACUUCUGUUGCUGAUUGUGUCUGUUGGUAUGCUAUAUUGUUUUGAGUUUCGCGGAGGCAAAAUCCCCAUAUGUCACCAAAGGAGGUGCAGGUAAUGUAUAGAGUGGUGAGAAGAACUUAAAAUAAAUUUGUUAUUUUAUUUUUGGAAUAUGUACACUUAUUCUUAGAAAUUUAUGCAUUGUAGUUAUGCAUCUUAGAGGUUACAGUUAUAAGGAAGUGGACUUGAAGAUAGAAUUUACUGAACUAUAACAAUAUUAGAGGGACACAGUUAAAGCCUAAACAUUGAUUUGCAUUGAAACAAAUUGAAAAAAUGUAAAAUUGAAUCAAAAGCAAAAUGAGACUUCUUUUAAUAGUAGAAGUGUACUGCAAGUUUCACAGGAAUCUUUAUAUGAGAAAAUAUUUGAGGUAUUCAGAUUUCCAUUUAUGAUUGUAUCAUCUUGAUGUAGUAUAUAGAUUACCUAUAUGUGAUCUUUAUUUUGCUUGUGAGUAAUUUUUUAUGGACAGUGAAUUACUGUAUACAGUAUCACUUAUGGAUUAUUUUGCAAAUCUAGGUUGCAGUUGGUUAUUACAUUAUUGAAUGCACUUUAUUAAGAUAUGUACUGUUUAUUUCCAUUUAGUAUUUAUUUUGCCAGCAUUGUUUUGUCUUGGUCUGUUGAGUUUCAGAUUAGAACAAAUUUAAAAUACCCAUUUCCUAAAUAUGAAAGAGGCCUAUCAGUACCAUUUUAAUGGUUACCAAGUAUUUUGUAUUUGACACCAAAACAUUUACUACAUUGCCUAGCUCCUUGUAUAUUACUAAGGAUGGAUAUGGAAAUGACGUAUAUAUGUGGCUCAUGUGGGAAGGGGUACAAGAAAAGUGAUCACUUGAAAAAGCACCUCCUAAUUCACAACGGAAGUCGACCAUUCCAGUGUAGUUCUUGUGGGAAGGCAUUCCGAGAGAAAACUCACUUGACAGCUCAUCUCCUACUUCAUACAGGUGAGAAACCAUAUAAAUGUUCUCACUGCGGAAGGGCAUUCAAUCAAAAUAGUAACUUGAAAAAACAUAUAAAAAUUCACCUAGAUGACAGGCCUUAUGUUUGCAACAUUUGUAAAAACAGAUUCACUCACCAGUGUUAUCUUAAUGAACAUAUGAAAAACCACACAGGUGAACGAGCAUAUGAAUGCACAGACUGUGGUAAGAAGUUCAAAAAUAGCAGCCAUUUAAGAAGCCAUAGGAAAACCCAUUCAGAUGAACGACCAUACAAAUGCAAUCUCUGUGAUAAAACUUUUAAAUACAUUAGGAACUAUAGUUUGCACAAAAUGGGCCAUGGUGGUGAUCCCUCCUGCAACUGUUCCGAGUGUGGUAGACAGUUUUUAAAUAGAAAUAGUCUGAAUAUUCAUAUGCUUUCUCAUAGUAAUGUGAAGAUACUGUCUCAUAGUAAUGUGAAGAUAUAUGAAUGUUUUGUGUGUGGAGAAGAAUUUAAAAAACUUGAUAAAUUCAAGAGACACUUGCAGGCUCAUACCGGGGAACGCCCAUUCAAGUGCUCCAUUUGUGAUGAUGGUUUCAAAUCUAGUUCCCACUUGAAGUUUCAUAUGAUGCUUCAUACGGGAGAGAAACCGUUUACUUGUGAAGUAUGUGGAAGUGGUUUCAGGUCUAAGUCGUAUCUCACAUCUCAUAUGGUGUCUCACAAUAAAACUCGUCAUAGGUGUACUGUAUGCAGUAAGUCUUUCAAAUACAAAUGUAAUUAUACACGUCAUGUAAAAACUCAUGGUGAAACUGAAAUGCAGCAGAGUUUAAUGCAUAUAUCGACUGAUAUGCAGCAGAACAGCUCAGAUCUAGAAAAGGUUAUUAUCCAGACUAUAAAACCAUCAUAUUCAUCUUCACUAUCACCCAGUGGGAAAGUUGCUUUAGUAGCACAAGGAACUGGUGGUACAAAUACAAAAGGAACAUCUGUCAUAUCUGAAGGAGAAAAAAUAGGAGAGGACCAAAAGGUUACUUUGGUUUCUUAUUCAUCUGAAGUUAGUGAAAAUUUCAAUAGCACACGUAAUUAUAAAACUUCUAGUGUAAGAGAUUCUAAAGAUAAUUUGGGUAAUGAAGAAAAUAGUUUGAAAAUGGUAAUGAGAUCUUGUACUGAUGACUAUCCUUUUCACUGUACACACUGCAAAGAAACUUUUCAACAGGAAAGCCAACUGGAGGAACACUUAAAGUUUCACAUACCAGGAUCUGCAUAUUUCAGAGAUAAUGAUUAUUUACAGAUCCAUGUGCCUAGCCAUGAAGUAGAAAGUGAUAAGAGUCUGAUGGUAGUUAAUACUGAGGGAGAGAAUUGUAAAGUGUGUGGAGUGAAGUUUACAAGAAAACAUCUGCUAAGGCAGCACAUGCACAUUCAUUUGGACCAGGGAAGUUUUGAAUGCUCAGUAUGUCAGAAGAAAUUUAAUGAUGAAUCUGAAUUAAAAACACACAUUUUGUUACAUUCUUCUCAGAAAACAUAUGAGUGUAGUGUUUGUAACAAGAAAUCUUUGCAAAGUAGUGACUUGAAAAGGCAUAUGAGAAUUCAUUGUGCAAAAGGAGAAAUGGAAGACAAACCAUAUUCUUGUAGCAUUUGUGAAUUAAGAUUUUGUUAUAAACAUAAUCUGGAUACACACAAAAUGAUCCAUGUCAUGAGAGAAAAUGCACUUAAGCAUCAGAGGCAAGACAUUGUUUCUAAUGGUUAUACUACUGAUACUACUGACAACACUAUGAGUGAUAAGAGUAUAAUUCACACUCUCAUGGAACAGUACUUCAUUAGCAGUUCUGUAUCUGAGUUGGAUUCUGAGGAGGUGGUAACUCAUAUCAUUGAUGAACAGGAAAUGGAUAGGAAAGGAAAUCAAGUUAUUUUUCAGGAGAAUAGGGAAUAUGAAUUGACCAAAGUUACAAUUCCAACAGCCUUUGAAAACUAUAUAGAAAGUAAUAGUACACCAGAACAGAACUUUUUAUGCAUCAUUUGUGGGGAAGAUUGUAUAGAACCAAGUCUGCUCAAGUCACAUUUGAGGCAGCAUAAAUUGGAGUGUCCACAAUGUGGAAAAGCUUUUAAUCGACUGAACAAUCUUAAGAGACACAUGGUCAUUCAUACAGGUAUGCGUCGUUAUGAGUGUUAUGUGUGUGCUAAAAAAUUUAAGGAAAGCGGCCAUUUGAAAACACACUUUUUGCAUGUGCAUAGUGAAGAACAAUCUAUUGAAUGCAAAUUUUGCAGUAAAAAGUUCUCUCACAAGAGUUAUUAUCAGAGACAUCUUAAAAUCCACCAUGGAGAUAAAGAGACUAUCAAAACCCAUCUAAAUAUACAUGUCAGGAAAGAGUCAACACGAAAUAAUGAGUAUUUACAGAAGGCUUUAGAAAACAUUGAAAGUGAUGUCAAAUUUAAUACAAAAGACAUGGGUAACAUUGAUAAAUCAGAGGAUCCAAAAUGUGAAGGUUUUUCAGCUUCCUCUGAUGGCGAUGAAAGCAGCACUCAUAAGAGUUCCCAGUGUAUGAAAGGUUUCAGCAAGAGGAGUAAUCUUAAGAGGCACAUAAUGAUUCAUACUAAUGAAUGUGCAUAUGAUUGUCCUUUGUGUGGAAAAAGAUUUAAAGAAAAAAAGUGUCGAGAUGAACACAAAAUGGAACACACUGGUGCACGGCCACAUCACUGUACAAUUUGUGACAGAAAAUUCACACAGAAAUCUUUAUUGAACAGACAUAGAAAAACACAUGUUACUCUUGACCUAAAAGGUGAUGUUGAGGAGGGUGGUGAAACAAAUUUAGAAAGGGAUGGUAAUUUAGGUGGCUCAGGUAUGGAUGGGAGAAUGAAAUCGGUACGUAUUCCCCAAGGUGAUAUUGAAGUAACACAGGAGAUUCUCUGUGAUAUUACGGAGCCAACGGUUGAAAUUCAGGUGGGGAAAUUAAAAAUCCAGACUAUAUCCUAUGAAGCAGCCAUGAAAAGACGACAGAUCCUCAAGGAAAGGAGGUUACAUAAGUGUGCAGUUUGUAACAAGUUAUUUAACAGGAAAAGUAAUCUUGCAAGACAUGUUCUGUGCCACAAAGACAGUAAUGUGUUGAACUGUAAUUAUUGUUCAAGUACUUUUAAAAGUAAACAGCUGUUAGAAUCACACAUGUUGAUUCAUGGUAGAGAACCAGCAAACCAACCUGAUUCCCAUAGAAAAACAGCUAAUGAAAAUGAACCUCAUGGUUAUCUUGGUACUCAAGAUGUUAGCAAUUCUGAGGAUCCAUCAGUUCAAGGUGAUGUUAUACAUAUAAAGUCUCUCUUAAGUAAAAAAUCUCUUUCGUGUUCCAUUUGUGGCAUGAAAUUCCACUUUCAGCAUCACCUUGAGAAUCAUCUGAUCAUACACAAAUUGAAAAAGAAGAUAGGUCAUGAAAAGAUAGACCCUUCUAAAAUUGACCACGAAAAGGGGGACCUUCCUAAAAUUGUUAUCAAAAGCAGGGGAAGUAAAACGGGCAUGGAUGAUGGAAGAAGUAAACCAGAUUUAGACUACGAAAAUGGAUGUCAAGAACAAGUGGAGGAUCAUGGAGAAAGUAAAAUAAUAAUUGUUAAGGAGCAGUCUUUCUCUAAAGAUGAGAGAGAUGAAGGUGAAAUGGAAGUGGGAAAAAUUACUGUGAAGACUCUUCCCUAUUCACUAGCUCGUGAGAGACGCUUGAAGGAAAGAGGUAACAAGAAGCGAGUAAAUUGCAGUGUUUGUGGAAAAGAUUUUGCUUCUAGUUACAGCUUGAAGGGGCAUAUGAAGCUACAUACAAGAGGAAGAUGGCAUAAUUGCAAGUAUUGUGGAGAAAAGUUUCAUACACACAAUUCUCUUGAGAAUCACAUUAAUGAAUUACAUAGAGGCAGUAUAGUACAUGAAAGUAAUAAUUAAACAUUUAUAUUUGGAGAAAUAAAUAAUAGUUUUCUUGCUUUCAUUUAAAAAAAAGUAAUGUUGUCUGAAUUGUAAUUGCUGGUUAGGACUGCAGUUUGCUACUCUAUGGUGUUGGGUACCAGGUGUUGUUGUAAGAAUAUUCAUAACCAGUUUGAAUUGUUUUACUUCACUUGUAUUGUAUUCAUCUUGCCCAAAAUGUCAUUACUCUGCUGUUUUUUAUUAGAUAAUAAAUAUAUUGAUACAUUACAGUACUUAGGAAGAGAGAAAACCCACACUUUUUAUAUGUGUAACUUACCCAGUAUGUAAUUACAUGGCUAUUAGUUUCACUCGUUUGGCCAUUAAAAUUUUGAAAUUUUACAUGUUGCAAGUUUUGGGGUAGAUGACUCACCCCACCCACUUUUGGGGGGAAAGAGAGAUACAAUGUAGCAAAGAGCUUCACUUUGUUUCUGCUGGCUGAUGGGUGAAGUCCAGUGGUUGGCAGCAGUUAAUUUUUUUGAGUUCUGACUUUUCUGGUUGUUUGUUAUUACAACAAUUGGUGAAGUACUAUAGUAUGUUCAUUUUCUUUAGGGUUCUUGGUUAAGAACGAGACCCUAUCUAAACUCUGGCCUCGCUCUUUUACAAUUAAAAGCUUAACUGAAAUACUUUGCCCAAAUGAAAGAGAAAGAACUCUCUCUCCAGUAAGGACUCUUAAUUGUUCUUUAACUAUGACAAAGGGAAUUUGCGGGACAUCAAACAACCUUUGGUGUUCAGUAAAGAAUCCUUCACGGCCUCUGAAAAAAAAUGGACCUUAUAUCAGAAUCACACUUUAGUAGAGGAAGAUUUUUUUCCAUUAUGCAAGAUCAAAGCUCUGGCAAUUGACUUUUAGGUGUAAAUCGGUAUUCAUGACAUUACGAAAGGGAUGUAGAGACAGUUUAUGAUGAAUGCAGUACCUUGGGUCCUUUUUAUAUGGCUGGUGUGUGUUGGGGCAGGAAACAUUGGAAGCUUUUUCCUUCCUAUCUCUUCUCCUUGCAUAGGUUGUUGAUUCUAAGGGAGUCUGGGAGUACUGUGUACGUGGAGUACCCUCCAGUCAUUUUAACAGUUGGGUAUUUAAUGGUUUUAAUAAUUCAUUCAGUGGUAUUGAUGACUGAAUUGAUUCUGGUUGUAUUGUUUGGUACAGCGCCCUGGGCAGGGGUGUCUUCUAUCCUUUGGCUAGCUAUAGGAAUUGACCCAUAGUGACAAAGGCACCCACUAAAGUAGUAGGCAUAUCAAGGACAUAUAGCCUCACCUCUAAAUGAUAGGAUGAACGCCAACCAGUGGCAGUAUUUAUAUUAAUGUUAGCGAAGUCUCUGUUCUCAAAGUCAUUACAAUUGAUAAUAUUUUGGGAGUAGGUAUGUCCAUGUAUCCCACCUUCUCUCAAUUUGGGAAUCAGCUGUGUAGUAAUUACGAGGUGAACUAAAAAUGAUAGUAUUUUUAUAAUAAAAGAAGGUUUUUAUAUACUUGCCCCAGCAAUUACAUGAUCAGAGCCCUCCCUCCUCCCCUCUCAUGAACAUAAGGGCAUAAACAAAUUGAAGCUCUUUACUAAGUUGUACUAGGGUACCUCUCUCCCCAAAACACUAGCGUGACAUGCAAAUUUCAACAUUUCAACGGCCUAACGAGGGAAACUAAUAGCUAUGUAAUUACUGGGUAAGUAUCUAUAAAACCUUUUAUUAUUGAAAUAUCAUUUUCAAUGAACUUUGCAUACUCUUAACAGCUAUGGGGUAAAUGACCAACUCUUCAUUAAGAGAUGAGGAGUGAAAAUUCUGAAAGCUAUUUUGAGCUUGUACAAUCUUAUUUAAAAGUGUGGAUUUUGAUGUCUACAAUACUGAAUGUUAUUUUUGUUAAGGUAAUGGUAAUAUUUGGAUGGAUAUUUAAGAAGAGUAUUGUUCUCAAUUUGAAAUACAAUAUCGUUUAUUUAUAAAGGCAUAAUUAUUUUAUUUUUGCUUUAUUCAAAUGUCUGAUAACUCUUUAAAGGAAGAAUAUUUAAGGUAAUGUUAGGGUAAGAAGUAUACUGAAGUAAACUGACAAAAAUGUUGUUAUCAGUGAUGUGAAUAGACAUGCAAACAUAUGCUGUGGUGUUGAGAGCUGAUAGAGGUGAAGCAAAGCAGUUUUGACCAGCAAUAUUUGUGUAAAAAAUGUUAUAUAUGUACAGAGAACAAGCUCAGUAGUAGAUACAGGUGUUGAAAAUGCUAGUCAUUAUAUACAGUAGCUUCCAUUUGACAGUAAGUAUAGUAGUAUAUUGAUCUCCAGAAAAGUAUAAUCUAGUUGAGUAAUCCGUUAGGGAAGGGUUAUUCACAAGUAAAUUGAUUUUUAUAUCCCAGUCACUGUAAUAAUAUUAAGGUGAGAUAUGUACUGUAUAUAUACAGUUUGUACAAUUGUAAAUGAAAAGCAAAAAUUUGAGCUAUUUAGUGGAAAUACUGUAUACAGUGUAGAAUAAUCUAAGUGGGACUGAACGGAGUAAGAAAAAUUGAAACAAAUCUCACGUGAUAAAUUUAAGGAAGGGCCACUUAGUGGCUGUAAGGGCAUAGUAGUGAAUGAGUUUGAGAGGAAAUCUACAAUUCCAUAGCAUAUCUUGCCUUUCAGAGCAAGCAGUAUAAAAGGCUAUUUUGGCUCAAUUUCUGGAGUAUUUGAAACAUAUAUUAAAACUUACAUUAACAUAAUUUCUCAAAAGUAGAUUAAAAAGAAAAAAGUAUAUACAGUUUGUACACAGCUAAUUUGUUUUUGACCAGAUCUAGAAAAUAAUGUAACCCAUAUGACCAUAGAAAGGGAAAUUACCGUAAAUGAACGUUGCAUAUCCUACAUAAACUGAGAGUUGUAGAUGGAAACUAUAUAUUGAAAACAUGAAGAGAGUCAUUAUUUGGUACAAAUUUGACUAAAGAAUGUGGGAUACAGAGUUGUUACUAGUGACUGAUAAAAUAACAAAAUUUUUAUUACAUCAUGCAUUUAUCAGUACCUGCACUGAUAUUGAUACAAGUUAUAAAUUUGAUGGGAAGAAUAUUAAAUUCAUAAUCUUGAAUACUUAAUACCAUGAAGUAUAUACUGUAUGUAUAGUGCCAUUUGUCUUUAGAUGCAAUCUUCUGUAAUUGUAACAGUUUAUUUCAUGACUUAUUUAGGAAAUUACUGGAUCAAAAUGGAAUCAUGAAUUAUGUAAAGGAAAAAAAUGAUUAGAUUCUUAGUUAAGCCAAAUCUAAUACAUCCAGCUCUCACUGUUCUUGUACACCAUGAUCGUUUGUGACAGCAUAAUUUAUGGUAUUGAAUAAUAUUUUCUUCUCACAGGUAAAUUAAUAGUAUUUUUUUUUAUCUGAGUCUUGAUGUAUGUUAAGUUGGUAAUUUAGUGUCCGUACCAUUAGGUUCUAAACCUAUAUGGGAAAGGAAAUGAUUCCCACUGCUGUUUUGAUUAUGACUUUGAUUCGAAAACCAUAUGUGAACAAACUUACCUUACUUAAGAGUUCUACUUAUUUAUGCAAGAAAGGAAUUUAUACAAAUUCUGUACUUUUACAUUAGAUAAAUGGAAAUCAUCCUAAGUUAAAUGACCAUAUACUUUGACUAUUUUUAUUCUAAAUUGUGUUUAAUAAUUAGACAUCAUGCUAAGUGCUCAUUCAUUGUGAAGGUAGAAGAAAGUAUGUGUAAUGUUAUAAUGUACUCCAGAAUUUUUGUUUCAAGAAAUAUCGAUUGAUAUUCUGCUACAUAAACAAAAGAAGUCUCAUUAUAGAUGUUUUAAUUGUGAUAUGUUUAGAGAUAUGUACUACUGUAAACAUGUAUAGUAGAGGAAGCAGGAUGGUGUAAAAAAUUAAGAAGAAAAGGAGCAAGAGUAAGGGAUCCCUGUGGAAAGUGCCAAGAUAAGAUCAUAAUCUGAUACGUACGGUCUUUGGAGUUCACUAGAUUAUGUAAGAAUGGAAAUUUGAUUUCAUUUGCGUAAUUUAGAUAUUACAUUACGUCACAAGAAAAUUGGAAACAAGAUUAGGAAAAUUUGUUUAAAGAAAUAGUUGUUUAAAUAAUUUUCAGGGAUGCAUGGAAUUUUGAAACUUUUUCAGAACGACUGAGGUAAGGUGGUCAUGUGAUUAAGAUUCUUAUUUGACAUGAAGAGUGUGUCUUGAGGUCAAGUGGAAAUUGUUGCAGGACUGUGAAGAUAUUAGUGAAAACAGAAGCUUGUCAAACUACAGGGCUCAAGGGUUUCAUAGGAAAUAUAAGUAGAAUUAAUGACUUAGAAGGCACAAUAGAGAUUUUGAUAAAGGGAGUUUAGUUCUUUUGUAAAGUAUUUAUGAAUAAAUUUAGUCAUUUUGUAAUGGCCUAAUUUUCAGGUUAGAAGUCAUUGUGUACAUAUGUAAAAACUGAUAAUAGUUGACUAUAUUUUUAUGAGUGUAUUUAUUGUUAAUAUUUACAAUAAAAGAGAGAAAAGUA
Messenger RNA from Macrobrachium nipponense, 9621 nucleotides. Its product is annotated as zinc finger protein 91-like. NCBI's taxonomy places the organism in Eukaryota, Metazoa, Arthropoda, Malacostraca, Decapoda, Palaemonidae. The record is from RefSeq and is a predicted model, not a curated record. Gene Ontology annotation, cellular component: nucleus. The transcript is spliced from 2 exons. Gene Ontology annotation, molecular function: sequence-specific DNA binding; DNA-binding transcription factor activity, RNA polymerase II-specific. Bases 1150 to 5205 code for a protein of 1351 amino acids. Gene Ontology annotation, biological process: regulation of transcription by RNA polymerase II.